Molecule: messenger RNA, 273 nt
Organism: Penicillium antarcticum
Lineage: Eukaryota; Fungi; Ascomycota; Eurotiomycetes; Eurotiales; Aspergillaceae
Exons: 1
Coding region: 1-273 (90 amino acids)
Source: RefSeq, a predicted model, not a curated record
AUGGCAGCUGACCUUCAAGAGCAAGAAGUCGAGGCUGUUCUCCAGCUGAGAAAGCAGCAAGCCAACCUUGAAUGCGAACUUGAGAAACAAGGGAAAUGUAUGCCUGCUCUGCGAGACCGACAUGGUGAAACACUAGACUCAGUCUACACCUAUAUCGAAUGGCUGAGCGAUGCGCUGUAUGAGACCUAUUGCCAUGAAAUCCAUGGACCACGCCUGCGAGUGUAUCGAGACCAUACAAGACGAGAUGGAACACAAAGUGCCAGCUUUGGUUGA